AUGCAAUGGAGGGAAUCUGAGGAGCGACUCCCAUUCCAGUCUGAGUGGGAAGCCUUCAAGAACUACAACCUCGGCCGUUGGAUGGGCAGGGCGCUGCAUAUCUCGCCACAAACUGGAGACUAUGUUCCACCCUUCGUCACUGAGCACUCCAUCGACGUGGUUCAACUAGAAGAAGGUCAGCAGUCGGCAAAGCAAAGACUUGUGGUUGGCAACGAGACUUCUCCCCGCCUUUCUGAGUCUGUGAUAACUGUCAACGAUGAAUUUCACUGUGCCGAAGAUGGCUCCUAUUCUUACGACAGCUCCUUGGUGUCGGUUCCUGAUGUCCCAGGAACUGCCAGGUUCUGCAUCGAAAUGUCUGUUGCGCUGUCGGAAGAAGAAAGGAUCCGAUGUCUAGCACUUUAUGACUUUGAAUCAAAGCUCAGCAGGAUUAUUUUAUAUGAAGAGAAGAGAUUUGUGAGCGUUGGUGCAAACAGGCUCAUAGGGAUCAAAUACUUUGAAGACAAUGUGCAGCCCACUCGUCCCCCUAUGACGUUCCUUUCACUUUUGGGGGAAUAUCGAGGAGAAGCAUUUGGAAGGGGAGUGGCAAGAUUAGGAGGAGGAAAGAUGACGUUUGCAGCACGAAGUGGGAAUCAAUGGGAUGGUACCCAGAAAUUUCGCAGGGAAAUGCAAGUUUUGGACGAGCGCAACAGAGUUGCAAGAAAGAUCUCUUGGAGUGAUGUCAACAGUCCAGUUGAAGAUUCGAUCAUCAUGGACGAUGGUUGCAAGCUUUUCAUGCUUCCAAGUGGAUGCUGGGUGUGUUUGCCAGAGAAGUUGGACAAGGUCAGCCUCGACAAAGUUGAAAAAGCAGAACCCGAUCAAUCAGGAGGCUCCAAGGGGGAUCCAGUGGAAGCGGUAAAGAAGGCACUUGAAGCAGCAUUCUCCACAGAAUCAGACAAAAAUGGAGACAAGUUGCCAGGCGUUCAAAGCUUCAGCGCUGAGUUUGGUUGCUUCUUCAAUGACAAGGAGCUUGUACGCACGAUUCGUAUGUACAACAAGGAUGGAAGAAUGGCCAGCACCACGACGUUAAGAGAGAAACGUGUUGAUAGUGAUGGUCAAAGUGCUGAGAAAUUCAGCUCUUUGUCUUACGACGAAUUCGAGCAACCCGAUUCAAAGUUCUGA
Molecule: messenger RNA, 1158 nt
Organism: Guillardia theta CCMP2712
Lineage: Eukaryota; Cryptophyceae; Pyrenomonadales; Geminigeraceae
Exons: 6
Coding region: 1-1158 (385 amino acids)
Source: RefSeq, a predicted model, not a curated record